GAGCCCAACAGUGCGGUUAAAGUUAGCUCCAUUUUCCCUUUGGGUUCUAAAAUUGCCGGUUCCUGAAGCAAUAGCAAUUUAAUUCGAUUUGAUUCAUACAAAUUAAUUGAUUGAUUCUACUUAGAAUCAACUAUCCCAAUCAUUACUGAAAUUAUACAAACACAAAGCAUUUUCCUAGUUGUUGAAUUGAUGCAUUAAUUUGAUUCGACUAGACAUAUACAUACAUACAUGUUGGUGUAUGUAUAUCCAACCACAAAUGGCUUAACGAUUGAUUCAAAAUGUCAAGCGAUCAAAUUACAUUGUUACGAUCCAAUUCAGACUCUUCGGAAGAAGAUAUUGAGGGCCAGAAUCAAUUACACACACCGACGAAAGGAGUUACAGAUCUGAUCAAGCGAUUGGAUCGGAGGUUUUCGCCUCGUCGAAAGCGUGGUGAUCUGGUGAAGACGCAUUCCGCCUCUGCGUCUUCGAUAGAGCCUAGUGCUGCUGAUGAGAUUUUGGGGGAUGGUGCGCCGCCUGAAUGGGCGUUGUUGCUGCUUGGUUGUCUUUUAGGUCUCGCCACUGGCCUUUGCGUUGCUGGCUUUAAUCGCGGGGCACACAUAAUACAUGAAUGGGUCUGGGCGGGUACCCCAAACGAGGGUGCUGCUUGGCUCCGUUUACAGAGGUUGGCUGAUACUUGGCAUCGGAUUCUUCUAGUACCAGUCACGGGUGGAGUUAUUGUUGGUAUGUUGCAUGGUUUGCUGGAAAUAUUAGAUCAAAUCAAGCAAUCCACUUCUUCUCAAGGGCAGGGUUUUGAUUUGCUUGCUGGAGUAUUUCCAAUAGUGAAGGCUAUUCAGGCUGCCGUGACCUUAGGAACUGGUUGUUCUUUGGGACCCGAAGGCCCUAGUGUAGAUAUUGGGAAAUCAUGUGCAAAUGGAUGCUCAGCUAUGAUGGAAAACAACAACGAAAGGAGGAUAGCCCUUGUUGCAGCUGGUGCAGCUGCUGGAAUAGCUUCAGGUUUCAAUGCUGCAGUUGCUGGUUGUUUCUUUGCUAUAGAAACGGUCUUAAGACCUCUUCGUGCAGAAAACUCCCCUCCAUUUACAACCGCAAUGAUUAUACUUGCAUCUGUUAUUUCAUCUACUGUAUCAAGUGCUGUGCUUGGAGAAAAACAGGCUUUCACAGUGCCCACGUAUGAUUUGAAAUCUGCUGCUGAACUACCUCUAUACCUUAUACUGGGAAUGCUAUGUGGAGUAGUAAGCGUGAUAUUUACUCGUUUGGUAGCUUGGUUCACUGAGGCGUUUGAUUACAUCAAAGAUAAAGCUGGUAUACCGCCAGUUGUAUGCCCAGCAUUGGGAGGUUUAGGUACGGGCCUGAUAGCACUCAAGUAUCCUGGGGUACUCUACUGGGGUUUUACCAACGUUGAUGAAAUUUUACAUACUGGGAAGACAGCGUCAGCACCUGGAAUUUGGUUGCUUGCUCAGUUAGUUACUGCAAAAGUUGUAGCUACGGCUCUUUGCAAAGGUUCUGGGCUUGUUGGUGGCCUUUAUGCACCAAGUUUAAUGAUUGGUGCUGCUGUAGGGGCUGUGUUUGGAGGUUGUGCUGGACAAUUAAUCAAUUCAGCUAUUCCAGGAAAUGCUGCUGUUGCUGAACCACAAGCAUAUGCAUUGGUUGGAAUGGCUGCUACAUUAGCAUCAGUUUGUUCAGUACCCUUGACAUCUGUUUUACUUCUUUUUGAGCUGACAAAAGAUUACAGAAUACUGCUUCCUCUCAUGGGGGCAGUUGGGUUAGCUAUAUGGGUGCCCUCUGUGACAAAUGAGUCCAAGGAGGGUGAGGCAUUAGAGACAAAGGUUGCAACAGGAGGUUACUCUGUUCUUGCACCAGUUGUUGACAAGGAUAGCGUUGGCACUUGGCGACGAAGUGAUGGAGAUGGUUUGGAACUCUCUGUGAUGGGAAGUGGUGGUCACCAUGAACAUAUUGAGGAAGAAUUAUAUUUGGAAAAUUUGAAGGUCUCCGAAGCAAUGACAAACAAAUUUGUCAAAGUUUUUUUAACACUUACCAUAAGGGAGGCACUAAAGUGCAUGCAUGAUGGUCAACAAAAUUGUGCUCUUGUAGUUGAUACUGAAGAUCAUUUAGAAGGGAUAUUAACAUUUGGCGACAUCAAAAGAAGUCUUUCCAAGAAUUCCAGUGGUGCUUCCAGCAGCGAUUCUUCAGUUCCAGAUUUACGUCAGUCUCUUGUUUCUUCUAUAUGCACAAGAGGAAUAAACUAUCGUGGAAAGAGGCGUGGACUUUUAACUUGUUACCCAGACACAGACUUGGCAAUCGCUAAGCAGCUAAUGGAAGCUAAGGGAAUAAAGCAGCUGCCUGUUGUUAAUCGUGGUGUGGAUUUCAAAGAAGAAAGGAAACGCAGACUUAUAGCUGUACUUUACUAUGAUUCAAUCUGGAGUUGCAUCAGGGAGGGUGCAAAUGGUCGAAAAUUGUCAGCCAGCCGGAAAAGAGAAGAGGAUAAUUCUGAGGAGAAGAUUAGAAAUGGUCAUUAAAGUGUAAAUGUGUUGUUUAAGCUAGGGUUUCCUCUAUAUGUGCCAAACACAAAUAUGAUCAGGACGUAAUCAGGCACGAGGCGUGGUUGACAUGGAAGUCUUAGCAGUAAACUUGCUCUCACACUGUAGGAAUAUAUGGUUGGUUGCCGAUUUUGAUGUAAUAUAGCAAUAUAUAUAUAUAUAUGUACAUUUAGUUUCUUCAA
Molecule: messenger RNA, 2716 nt
Organism: Daucus carota subsp. sativus
Lineage: Eukaryota; Viridiplantae; Streptophyta; Magnoliopsida; Apiales; Apiaceae
Product: chloride channel protein CLC-f
Exons: 9
Coding region: 279-2513 (744 amino acids)
Biological process (GO): transmembrane transport; chloride transport
Cellular component (GO): membrane; chloroplast; Golgi apparatus
Molecular function (GO): voltage-gated chloride channel activity
Source: RefSeq, a predicted model, not a curated record